AUGAGCUCUGGGGGACGUACCUCAGCAAACUCACUUUCCCUCCGGGGUACAACCAGUAAACGCCGCCGUAACUUCUCUGGUUUACCUGGAGCUCGAGACGUAACCACUAGUCCAGCUUUGACCAACAAUCCCAACAACACAAUCGUAGAAUCCGAGAUCCCCACUAGUCUGGAUUCAGGUGGCCUGCAUCCUACUGUGGAGAAUGCCACCAAAGCAGCAGCAGUGACCGAAGGCCCGGUCCAGGAAGCUGUGCAUGUCAGUGGUUCAGUGGAGGAUGUUGACGAAACAGCAGGAAUGACUGAGGAGAUUCCUGUCCAGGAACCUGCAGAAGAUUUCCAAGCGGCACCCUUUUCAAGAUUUGAUCCGCUCUCCCUCAUCCGUUGCAUGCUAAUCCUCUGCGCAUGGCUUCAUUGUCAACAUCACGUCUCCUUUCAAGCUAUCUGGGUCCUCUUGUGGGCAAUUGGCUUCGUUUUCUCAGUCCUCCCCGGAAACAUUCUUGGUGACGCAGUGCUUCCAAAGACGUUGAAGACAGUGUUUGCACGUCUUGAUAUCCUUGAUCGGUUCAAAAUCUAUCCCAUCUGUCCAUUCUGUCAUUCCAUCUUCCCAGCUGUUUCUCCGACUGACUCUAAAUGCCCAAACUGUGAUGCCCCAAUCUAUCGAUCUCGUCCUAAGGCUUUACUCGACCGCCUCCAAACUGUUGUGACAGAUGAUCCUGAUGAUAAUGGGGAUCCUACUACCCAUCCAACCAGCCCGAGCUCACAUGCCCAUGUUGUUGCUCCAAUACUCCUUCUCUCGGGUGCACUGGAGAAAUUUUUCGAGCGACCUGGAAUGGUGGAUGCAGUCAGGGAGUGGAAGACAAAGCCGCGCUCGGAUGAGAAGCUCGAGUCGAUUCAGGAUGGUGAAGUUUGGAAAAAUCUGAAGGCUGCAGAUGGAUCUCGCUUUUUCUACGACGAGGAAGAAAAUGAACUACGCAUUGGGGUCUCAUUAGGUAUUGACUGGUUUGGCCGCAAAUCCAGCAACUACGGUCCAAGCCAUUCUUCCGGUGUUGUCAGUUUCUGUAUUCAGAAUCUCAACUCGGAACUGAGAUAUCGUCCUGAGAACUUGAUUGUGACAGGGAUGCUGCCUGGUCCCACUGAACCAACAUCGGCUCAACUUCAGAACUAUUCAAAGAUCAUUGUUGAUGAUCUGAUCAAGCUCUAUGAAGAUGGAAUCACUGUCACCGUCUUGGGAUUUCCAAAUGGGUUUCGUGUUCGGGUUGCACUGAUAUCCAUUAUUGCUGAUCACCCGGCAAUGUGCAAAAUUUGUGGUUUUGCCGAUCAUGGUCACAAGAUUGUACCCUGUCCCAAAUGUAAAGUUCCGAAAGCCGACAUGUUCACUGGCAAGUCAUUGAAGAAUGGCUUUCAGAAGAGAACAAGCAAGGAGCACCGGAAACUUGCCCUGCAGUAUCGAGACUUGAUAACUGACGAAGAGAGAGACACUUUCUUUGCAGAACACGGUGUCACUAAAACGCAAUGGUAUACAAUGUGGAUCAAGGAGAAGAUUCUUCGUCCAGAUACUAAUAAACAACAACGUGAACUCAGUUUCAUUCACGAGAUCCUGGAAACGUUUGAAUGUCCUGCUUGGACAGGACACCUGCCUUUGCGUGUUGGGGAGCCUGCAGGUGGUUCGCUCACUGCCGAUGAAUAUAAAUUUGCGGCCACUGCACCCUGGGCAAUCAUAAUACCCAUGGUAUGGGACCGUUUUCGCUCAGAUGCGGAGAAGGAUCACAAGAAGGCAUUGGAUAAAUACGAAGAGAAAAUGGAAGAGUACAGGGCAAAAUACCGUUUGUGGCAAAGGCAAAACCGAGCAACUCGAGGUGAUCCACCAGAGGAACCUGAGUAUCCUGUUCUACGGAUGCAGCUGGGCGAGGAGGACAAUUUUUUGUGUUUUGCCACAGCACUCAAGAUCAUGAUUGGAAGUUCGAUAUACAGAGAGAUGAUUCCAAGGGCAAAAUCACUUUUGGAAGAAUAUCUUCUUGGAUUCCUGCAGCUCUAUGGCUCUCAGUGCAUGAAACCAAACCAUCAUUGGGCGGUUCAUGUUUUUGAUCAAAUCCGGGACUUUGGCCCAUUCUAUUCCUUCUGGGCGUUCUUGACAGAGAGGCUUAACAAAACACUCAAGAAUCUCAACAGCAACAACUGGACUGGUGGUCGUCUCGAGGUCUCAAUGAUGCGCGAGUUCCAACGAGGUGUUCAACUUGAAACAGCUGUAACUGCCAUCUCUUAUCACGACUGGAAAACUAAUUAA
This is a messenger RNA of Mycena citricolor, 2283 nucleotides long. Lineage: Eukaryota; Fungi; Basidiomycota; Agaricomycetes; Agaricales; Mycenaceae. The record is from the annotation of a GenBank genome assembly.